ACAAAAAAAAGUUUCCCCAAAUUUUUCCGUCUUCACCGCACAAUCAACAAUGGCGUCGUCUUCUUCAACAGUCUUUAUCGCUCUCCAAUGCUUCCAUUGCUCCACUAUGCAGGUGAAACAGAAAAAGAAAAGCAGCAACAAAUGGAACUGUGCAGUGUGCAAUCAGAAACAAUCUGUUCGCAAAGUCUUCGCUCAAGGAUACAAGGCUAAAGACAUUCGCACAUUCGUUCAAUCCUUCAACAUGUCUCGCAAAUCUCUUGAUGAUGACCAGCAGUGGCUCCAAGCCGGAACCCUAAAUCAUGCACCGGAAUACGCUGACGGAGAAUCUGAAUUUCCAAAUGAUCUGAAUAAUAAUAAUAAGUGUACCGAUUGGACUGUGUAUCUCGACAAUGACGAUUGUCGCGCCACCGAGAGAGCUGAACAAGAGCAUCAUGAAGAUGAUUUUGAGCUGUUGGUAGUGACUGAGUUGCCGAAGAACAUGCUCAAGAAGCGCAAGUUGGUGGAUAAUUCAAAUUCAAGAAGUGCUAGGCAUUUUAAAAGCCCACUGUUCCGAAACUCUCAAGAUGUAGGGGAACCAGUCAAAGAUCAGGGAAGAAUCACAGUAUUGACUGAAAGCAAUUCAGAGAGAAAUAAUAUAGUGACAACAGCUAAUCAGAGGACUCAGAAAUGCAAACAAACAAUUAACAGUUCAGCUUCCAAAUGGAAUGACUACUUAACUGAUGACAACUUAGAAUUUGGUUUCAAGAGAGGCUUUAACUCUAAGGACACUUCAAGCUCAUGGAACAAUGACAUCUUAGAGGCCAUAACUUGCGAGCAAAGAGUAGAAGAUGAUAUCCACCCUGAUUUUAUGUGACCUGUAUUGG
Molecule: messenger RNA, 863 nt
Organism: Trifolium pratense (red clover)
Lineage: Eukaryota; Viridiplantae; Streptophyta; Magnoliopsida; Fabales; Fabaceae
Exons: 4
Coding region: 50-853 (267 amino acids)
Biological process (GO): mitotic G2 DNA damage checkpoint signaling
Cellular component (GO): nucleus
Molecular function (GO): chromatin binding
Source: RefSeq, a predicted model, not a curated record